Messenger RNA from Oreochromis niloticus (Nile tilapia), 2199 nucleotides. RefSeq names its product TNF receptor superfamily member 13B (gene tnfrsf13b). Gene Ontology annotation, cellular component: plasma membrane. The transcript is spliced from 5 exons. NCBI's taxonomy places the organism in Eukaryota, Metazoa, Chordata, Actinopteri, Cichliformes, Cichlidae. The record is from RefSeq and is a predicted model, not a curated record. Gene Ontology annotation, biological process: B cell homeostasis; negative regulation of B cell proliferation; hematopoietic progenitor cell differentiation. The coding region runs from base 261 to 1004 and encodes 247 amino acids.
AUGGACUACACUCAGUCUCAAAAUACAGUCCAAGGGAAAGUGACUACAAUAUAUAGGCAUUUUUCUUGUCUGACCUCACUCUGUGUGCGUGUUUAAGUGGGAGGAUCCUCCUCAUGCAUAGGGGGAAGUCCCAAGUCAGACACUAAGUGUAUAUUUAAAUUAGCUUCCACGCUGAAAUACAGGCCUGUGUCACUCUCAUCUUCAAAGCAAGGAUUCUCCCUCCGCGUCUUCAUCUCGCUUGUGUGAGGGUUAUCAGGCCGAUGGGUGGAGGCUGUGCUGAAGGUCAGUAUCGGGAUGCUUUGGUGGGGUGUAUGGACUGUCUGGGGACAUGUCAGAAAUCACUUGUAAUCAGCAGAUGCAGAAGUUUCUGUGAGGCUGUAAAUUGUAAGACUCAACCUGGCCACUACUACGAUAAGCUGCUAAACAAAUGUAUAAAGUGUAAAGAGAUCUGCGGCACACAUCCUCCAGAAUGCGCCUCACACUGCCAGACUGAAGUUGCCACAGGACCCUCCACACUGACAGAUUCUGAUAUCCGCAUCUACUCCCUGCUGGCUGUGUGCCUGGCGCUGCUGUUUUCUAGUUUGUUUCUGGCCUUAGUAGUCUUUCUCAGAGGAGGCAAGGCCAAAACCUCUAACCCAGGACCCACACAGGUCAGUAAAUCCAAGAAGAAGAAGGAGAGCGAGGCCAGGCCGGGACAGGAGACUGGUAUUCCAGCUAGGCAACUGGGAAAAAGCUCCAAAGAUAUUCUAACGUCUCCGAGCUGCCCCGUUAACCUCGAGCCAUCAGACGACACCCUGCCGACAGAGACAUGCGUGUGUGUCCACUGCUUCCCCGACAUGAACAUGCGAGGCCCGGCCCAUAGCAGGACGCUCAGAGACCCUCCCGUGCUCUACCAGCAAGCUGUCCUCCAAAGAGCCCAGACCCAAAACGGAGGGGCUUGCUGGACGGAGCAGAGCUUCCAAACCUACGACAUGAAGGUCCAGGAGGAGGCAGCAGUGGGAUGAGUUUAGUGGUGCAAGGGAACUGGAAUUAAUUACCGUGUCUCCGAUCCAUCAGAGAAGGGUGUCGAUAUACUGGAUAUUUUUUUGCUACAAACACCAUCACAAUAUGUGACAAAAUAUUUGAAACUUUUAAGCUCAAAUUGGGUCAGCCCGUGGAAAUCAAUCCAUCACUAUAAAUAUAAUAUGGACAUAGCGUCUAGGUUGAAUUUAAUGACCACCAGGGGGCGAAACCAAGCCCUCAGCCUUGACCUUAACUCUACUCUUUUAAGCACUUGUUUAACACUUUCUGGAAAAUCCUAUAGAUCCAUCACUCAUUUCAGAUCUUAUGAAAUCAAAUAUUAACUUAAUUUUAUGUAAACUCUGUGAUUCUGAGAGCCAGAAAAGAGACCCAGAGUGAGACCCUCUCAGUUCCUACACUCAUUUAUACUGAAACCUUCACACUCACUUUUAAUACAAAAACUGUAAUUAUAUCUUUGCCGGAAAAACUGUCUGAUUUUAAGGAUUUUUAUGAACUACAUAAGAGUGUGUGUGUGUGUGUGUGUGUGUGUGUGUGUGUGUGUGUGUGGACGAGUAUUAACAUCUUUGUGGGGACCAAAAAUUGGAAGUUUACUAUACUUGUGGGGACCGACAGCUCUUGUGGGGACCAAAAUCCCAGUCCUGACUAGUUUGAAGGCAUUUCUGAGACUCAAAAUGUGGUUUUAGUGUCAGGGCUACAGUUAGGUUAUGGUUAGGUUUAGGGUAAGGGUCAGGGUUAGGCAAUCAUUUUUGAUGGUUAAGGUUAGGGUAAGCGGCUAGAGAAACCAUUAUGUCAAUGAGAUGUCCCCACAAGGAUAUAAAUACACACGUGUGUGUGUGUUGAAAUUUGUCGCCUUUAAAUUUGUUUGUCUUUUUCGAGCAUGGUUUAAACCCUCAUAAGGAACCUUCAUAAGUAAGCACAUGAAACCAAAUCAAUUUUAUAAGUUUACCCAAAGUGCACUUUUUAAAGGGUCAAAUGAUAUAACAAGUAUGAAAUUGAUAUGAAAAGUCUUAUUAUUAUCUACUUUUUAUUUACUAGUAGAUAAGUCAUCUUAUCUACUAGUCAUCUUUAUGCUGUAAAAAACCAGCUGAUUCUAAAGGGAUCAGGUGGGAAUGUUUUUUUCUUUCUAUAUGUAUCGACCCAAUUGUGAAAACCGUGAAUUAAAGGGAAGUAACAGCAGGA